Messenger RNA from Chelmon rostratus (copperband butterflyfish), 1410 nucleotides. RefSeq names its product tripartite motif containing 35-13 (gene trim35-13). The record is from RefSeq and is a predicted model, not a curated record. The transcript has 6 exons. The coding region runs from base 1 to 1410 and encodes 469 amino acids. Gene Ontology annotation, molecular function: zinc ion binding; protein binding. Lineage: Eukaryota; Metazoa; Chordata; Actinopteri; Chaetodontiformes; Chaetodontidae.
AUGGCCACCAGACGUGCUCCUCUUGAGGAUGACCUUUCCUGUCCAAUUUGUGGAUAUAUUCUUAGUCAGCCAGUGGUGCUCACUUGCAGACACAGAUUCUGUAAAGCCUGUCUAAAAGACAGCUGGGAGACACAAGGCGGUGAGGAUUCACACUACUGUCCUCUGUGCUGGCGCCGUUCCUCCAUGGAUCAAAUAGCGGUGAGCAGUGUGCUAGAGAGGUCCUGUGAAUCCUUCAAGGAGGACAGAAGCAAGAAUGACCCAGGUGCUUGUAAGGAGCAUGGAGAAAAGCUCACGCUGUUCUGUUUGGAAGACUUGGAGCCAAUCUGUGGUUUGUGUGGGAAAGCAGCUGCACACACUGGGCACAGGCUCUAUCCCAUUGGGGAGGGUGCUCAUGACUGUAAGGAGGAACUGAAGAGUGCACUGCUGCCCUUGAAAGACAAAUUGCAGCUGUACAAGAAGGCGAAAAUGGCCUGUGAGGACAUAGCAGAACAUGUCAAGAACCAAGCUGAACAUACUGAAACUCAGAUCAAAGAGGAAUUUGAAGCCCUUCACCGUUUCCUGAAGGAGCAGGAGGCUGCCAGACUUUCAGCUUUAAAGGCUGAGGAGGAUCAGAAGCAUCUGAUGAUUAACCAACAGAUUGAGGAGAUGAGCAAUGAAAUUACAUCUCUCUCCAACACCAUCAGAUUAGUGGAACAGGAGAUGAAAAGUCACGAUAUCCCCUUUCUAAAGAAUUACAAGGAAACAAUAAGGAGAACCUGGCGAACUUCUGAUGAUCCACACAUUAUUUCUGGUGCUCUGAUUGAUGUGGCCAAGCACUUGGGCUCUCUGAAAUAUAAAGUGUGGGAGAAGAUGAAGAGAAUAGUUAAAUAUAAUCCUGUGAUUCUGGAUCCCAACACAGCAGCUAGCUGCUUCAUCCUCUCGGAGGAUCUCACAGUUGUGCAGAACUGUACUCAGAUUUUCAAGCUGCCAGACAACCCAGAACGUUUUGACAUCAGUGCUGAGAUGCUGGCUGCUGAGGGUUAUUCCUCUGGACGCCACAGCUGGGAUGUGGAGGUGAAGGACAACACCUACUGGGUGGUGGGAAUAGCCAGUGAGUCCAUCAACAGGAAAGGCAAGCACGUACUGACACCAGCAGAGGGAUUCUGGUCUAUAAGGUUUCGCAACGGAGAGCAUAAGGCCUGCACAGCACCAUGGGAGCCGCUGAACAUGACAAAGAAUCCAGAAGUAAUCAGAAUAGUUUUAGACAUGGACCGAGGCAAGGUGACCUUUUACGACCCUGGAGAGAGAACACCUCUCUACACCUUCACAGAUGUCAUCACACCCAGAGCCUUUCCCUACUUUUGCACUGCCUGCAAAGAGCAUCCACUGAAAAUCCUACCCACAAGGAUAUCCUUGUCAACGGACCGCUAG